AUGGGCCUGUUGAUGGACAUCUCUGUGUUGCUGGGAGUUAGCACGGUGAACAAACACAAGCCAUGGAUUGAGACGUCGUACCAUGGGGUGAUCACAGAGAACAUGGACAUCGUCCUACUGGACCCUCCCCUGGUGGCCCUGGACAAAGACGCCCCCGUGCCCUACGCAGAGAAGUACCAAGUUACAAGCACAAAGACAGGGGAGAUCUGUGCGUUUAAGAUCCAUGGUCUGGAGGCUCCAUUCGAGGCAGUGGUGCUGAACGGGACGUCUGGUGAGGGCCAGCUGAGAGCCAGGGGCCUAGUGGACUGUGAGCUGCAAAAGGAGUACACCUUUAUCAUCCAGGCCCAUGACUGUGGAGCAGGACCUGGGGGCACCGGGGGGAAGAAGUCACACAAGGCGGUGGUACACAUCCAGGUGAAUGAUGUGAAUGAGUUCUCUCCAGUGUUCCGGGAGGCCCAGUACCACGCGGCAGUGACAGAGGGGAAGAUCUAUGACAACAUACUGCAGGUGGAGGCUACAGACCAGGACUGUUCUCCACAGUACAGCCAGAUCUGUAACUACCAGAUAAACACCUCAAACACACCCUUCGCCAUCGACCGCAAUGGUAACAUCAGGAACACAGAGAAGCUGAGCUUUGAUAAGCAGCAACAGUAUGAGGUCCUGGUCACAGCCUUCGACUGUGGACAGAAGAGAUCCACAGAGAGCGUGGCGGUACACAUCGACGUUAAACCUGUCUGCAAACCUGGCUGGCAAGGUGAUUAG
Salvelinus namaycush (lake trout) is the source of this 762-nucleotide messenger RNA. RefSeq names its product calsyntenin-2-like. The transcript is spliced from 7 exons. Lineage: Eukaryota; Metazoa; Chordata; Actinopteri; Salmoniformes; Salmonidae. The coding region runs from base 1 to 762 and encodes 253 amino acids. Gene Ontology annotation, biological process: positive regulation of synapse assembly; homophilic cell-cell adhesion; positive regulation of synaptic transmission. The record is from RefSeq and is a predicted model, not a curated record. Gene Ontology annotation, molecular function: calcium ion binding; kinesin binding; X11-like protein binding. Gene Ontology annotation, cellular component: cell surface; postsynaptic membrane.